AUGUCCGACAUGCCAUAUGAAAUUGGUCUGCUUUACAGCGGCACACCUCUUAUGUACCCCGUCAUGUCGUCACUCCUCACAUGGAAGCACCAGGAGAAUAAAACCGUCGCCGAUCAUUUCAAUAUGACUACAACCAAAAAUCCGAACUCUUCGUUUACUCUUUCGGGGGAAAUGCAUAGCAACCUAGCCCCAUAUGACGGAAGCGCAUCCUGGCCUUUGAAAAUCGACAUGAUUCCGUGCAACAUAUCCGAGGAAUACGGUAAUUGGAGUAUGAACGUCCCCCAAGCGGAAUGGUGGGAUACGGAAGGCUGGGACGAGUUCGUUCUACCGAAUGUGACGGUGGAUUUUGAUGCACACACGUCUAAUCUGACCAUGGAUGGGGAUUUCAGAGCGUCUCCAUUCAUGCGGUCAAAUGUGUCGCGCUAUUGGUGGGGUGACAUGCUUUCUGCCGAAACUAUCCAAGGUCCUAUUCAAAUCCGCUUUAGUGGUGUUUUGGAUGCUUAUAAUUCGGAUAUACUCGAUGUCAAUUCCACAGAACCGGCAUGGCUACGGACUGUUGGGUUUGGGAACAAUUCCUUGAAUAUUGCGGAUUCAUCGAAUCGUGGGCACAGUCUUCGAUCUACUCUGUGGGGUGCUCUUGUGGCUCCUUUAUUGUUGGUAUCGUUGUUUAUGCAUAGAUGA
Penicillium crustosum is the source of this 681-nucleotide messenger RNA. RefSeq lists its product as uncharacterized. The record is from RefSeq and is a predicted model, not a curated record. The transcript has 2 exons. Bases 1 to 681 code for a protein of 226 amino acids. Lineage: Eukaryota; Fungi; Ascomycota; Eurotiomycetes; Eurotiales; Aspergillaceae.